UGGUCGUUAUUCGUUAGGCUUUAAAAAUUCGGUAUUUGUUUUCAAAGUUGCGGUAAUCGAGAUAUAUUGAUCAACUCUUACAAUUUUUAUUCAGAAAGCAAACAUCUCAGUGAACCAUAUUUCAAGAGCAAUGGAUAAAAUGAGUACAGAAAGUUCAGAUUCCAGCUUAGGCAACACGUUAUCCAUAGUGGCGCAAUUCGACGAAUUAAACCGCAUAAAUAAUGUUCUUAAUGAUGUAGCCGCUGAAGAAAGUUUCUUGGCUUUUCUAAAGCAAGUGGAAUGGGUGCGCAGUCAGUGGGCUGCAGCGGAGGCUGAGUCAAUAAGACUACAAGCAGAGCUAGAUGAGGCUCUCCAUGCGUUAGGGAAGUGGGAGGCUAAGUUUGCAAAUGUCAGGAAACUGCUUGAUGGUGAGAAGCGAGAGAGGAAGAUCUUAUUGAAGAAAUAUAAUGACCUAAGUAAGCAAAUGGAAAUGGCAAGAGACUUAUUAUUCAAUGAUAACCGUAGCAAACUGAAUGAUGAGACACUACAGAAGCUGGCCUUCUUGAAUGGCACUGCACAUCAAGAUCACAAUGCUAAACUAAAUGGAGUACCAGAACUGAAUACUACAGGGUCAUUGUUGUCAGAGAUGUCGUACUCCCGCUCCGAGAACGACUGGUCUCUGUCUUCAUCGCGUUGCUCAUGGGUGCAAAAGGGCGGUUGGGCGGCGCGUGAGACACAGCCGGCCAGCAAGAAACGCCGGUCUUCCAUGAAUUCCUCUGCUACUAAGAUGGUAGAGCUGCAAGGAGCGAAAGUGCUGGCCACGGCGACCACAACACUCACUCUGGAGCGAGCUCCCACCAACCAUGAUCUGAAGCCUCCACAGAACUUCCAACCAAUAUCAGAAAGCAGUGAUGAAGCGCCUUCAGUGAAUCGCAAGCCUGCACAUCGACUAUCGGACCGACAAGAAAGACCUGUGAAGCAGGAACACACGCCCACAGAACCCACUGCGCCGCCCAAAACUGACUCAGAGAGCGCUACAGACACCCCUCGCGCUCCGCAGCGGACGCCCUCCGUGGUGUCUGCGGGGUACGGCUCCCCGCGACACCGUGUCAAGCAGCACAACUUCGUCGCCAAGACCUUCUACAAGCGAGAGACCUGUGGCCCGUGCGGCAAGAUCAUAAAGUUCGCGAAGACGGGGGUGAAAUGCGAGGAGUGCCGCGCGCAGACGCAUCUGGAGUGUCGCUUGUUGCUGCCGCUGCCCUGCGUGCCGCCUGGCCGCCAUACUGCCGCGCAGGAGGGUACAAUAUCCGACUACGCACCGAGCACGCCGCCCAUGGUGCCGGCACUGUUGGUUCACUGCAUCAAUGAGAUCGAGAAGCGUGGCCUGAGCGAGCGCGGCAUUUAUCGGAUCAGCGCCGUCGACAGAGAUGUCAAGCGGCUCAAGGAACGCUUCUUGCGCGGUUGCGGGUCGCCGCAGCUGUCGGGCGUGGACGUGCACAUCAUCUGCGGCUGCGUCAAGGACUUCCUGCGCUCGCUGCGGGAGCCGCUCGUCACCAACGCGCUGUGGAGCGACUUCAUGCAGGCAGCUCGCGUCACGGAGCCGGCCGACGCCACGGCCGCCGUCAUCCAGGCGGUCAGCCAGCUGCCGCGACCCAACAGGGACACGCUGGCCUUCCUCGUGCUGCAUCUACACAAAGUGGCAGAGAGCCCGGAGUGCGAAAUGGGCAUAGACAACUUAAGUAAGGUGUUUGCUCCCACUGUGGUCGGGUAUGGCAUGAUGACAGAGUCGGCCGAGAUGUACACAGCCACUGCACACAUGUUCAAUGUGAUGCAAGUGCUGCUCCGUCUGCCGAGUGACUACUGGACGCAGUGGGCCUGCCCCGAGCGGGAACCGUCUUCGCCGCGCCUCGCUUCAGCCACUCUCAAGCCCAGGGGAUUCUUCUUCUCGCCGGUCGACUCGGGAGUAUCAAGAAAGAAGAGAAGCUAUUUCCAAUGAGGGAAGCCUUAAUCAUAAUCAAUAUUUUCUAUACAUUAAUAUUAUAGUUUUAGAUUUCUUUUGGUUUGUUCGUGUGAGUGAACAUUUACGUUAUGUACAGGAGGUGUGUACCUUAUUUCUUUUUUAUAUAAUGUUGUGUAUAUAGUAUUUAGAAGUGUGUACUAGUUGUGGGUAUAAUACCUUGAUUUGCAUCAAAACGAAUGUGUACAAGGAUCAAACAAUGGCGUCUUGUUUAAGGACGGGUCCACAUGUAACGAAGGGAAAGAACAUGUAACUGGAAAAAAGAGGAGACAUUUAGCUAAGUAUUAUUCGAUGUUCUUUGUGUGUGGACUAGGCUUUUAACCCCAGUUCCUUGCAAGAGGGGCUAGUCAUAAAUUUAAAGAAAAAAUAUUAUUGUAGUUGAGCCAGAAGUUAACUUGUGUUGGAUAGCUUUAUUACCGUAGUCCUUAAGGCUAAUCUUAUCUCCCAUUCACAAUCAUCAUUGAACUGUUGCUAAGUAAUAACCGCCGACAAUUCUUUUUUAACACAACAAUAAUUAAAAUAGUUUAUAGAGCGCGGGUAAAUAGUUUGGUAUGUUAUAGUUACAUAUAUAUAUAUAUUAGUAUAUCCUGUUACCACAAUAAAACUAAUAAGGCCAACGAGACAAAGAAUGUAAACAAACGGUCUGUUACUGAGUUACAUUAUACUCAGUUAUAUUGUUGUUGUUGACGAAUCAUCUUUGUCUAAUACAGACGACAGCGAUUAGAAUAGGGAACCCAGAAAUUUCUUCAAAUAAAAAUGUUUGGAAGCCCUGAAACUUUGUUUACUUUCUUUAUAUCGUCUUGUUUGCUUACCUUCCCGGAUAACAUAAAACUUGACCGUUUCGUCUUUGUCCAGACAUCCGCUGUAUUACUUGCAGUCAGGUGAAUAUAGUAGAUGUAUGCGGGAGUUCUUUUGGAUGAUACACGCUUUAGGUUCCCAAUCGAAUCGGGCCCCACAGAGUGAUAUUCUUUCAUAACUCCAUUGCACAGAUCUGCCAUCAGGCUGUCCUCGUCCCUACUCCUAAUUACUUUAGGCGAGAAGCCAUCAUCUUUGCUUCUGUGUGUGGAUGUGGAUGAAUGUGGAUGUCCAGCGGUGUUAACCCCGUUAUAAUUUCUAGGGCGGUCGUUGCAUUGUGCACUUGAAUCAUUAAUGUCUUAUAUCUAGAUACACUGUAACAGCUGUGAAAACGUUGAAAAAAAUGAGGUUGACAGUUAACCUCUAUUUGGAGCAAUGCACGCACACUAGCACUAAGUGACAUACAAAUCGGGAGUGUAAGACGUGGCUUGUCACGCACACUAAAGUAAUAAACCUGUUUUCAUCGGUUGUCUAGCAGCAAAGAGGCUCUAUCUUGACGUAUAAAUUAUCUAAGAAUAAUGUAUUGGCUGUGCAUGCCAGAUGUUGUAGAGCAAACUGGGCUCGGUUUUAGUAAGCUUUGUGAAUGUGAAUUAUCCAAAUUAUAUUAUCAUAUUAUUGGUCUUUAUUUUGUACUCUAUCCUGUUGAGCGUGCUGUAUCGCUUACCGUCAUUAACUUUAGUCAACACCAGGUAGUCUAAAAUGAGGCAUUGACAACUUGUAACAAUAAAAUUUUAAAGUUGAUUUUUUCAAAAUUACCAGAAUGGUUGAGAGUUUGGAUUAAUAUUUUUUCUUUGCUUUAGUUCAAAUAUUAAAAAUUAUUUGACUUUGAUAGUAGAUUUCAUCGCACCAAUAAAUAGGACAAUUUCAACUGAAAAAUAAAGUUCAUGAAUAUAAUUUAUUGCUUAAUGACAUUUAAAAAUGAUUUCACAAAAAGUACGGACAUCUUCGAGGAAUUCAAUUUAUUUUUAAUUUUUUAGUAUAGGUUACUUUUCUAUGAAUGAAUCUAAUGUCUAGAUAUCUUCAAAUAGAGAUCAGGCUAUAGUUGUACAUUCACAUAUCCGUUGUGACGUCACAGCGCCGCCUAU
Leptidea sinapis is the source of this 3936-nucleotide messenger RNA. It is a transcript of the gene tum, whose product is annotated as rac GTPase-activating protein 1. Gene Ontology annotation, biological process: signal transduction. NCBI's taxonomy places the organism in Eukaryota, Metazoa, Arthropoda, Insecta, Lepidoptera, Pieridae. The record is from RefSeq and is a predicted model, not a curated record. The transcript has 13 exons. The coding region runs from base 131 to 1975 and encodes 614 amino acids.